AGGAGGAAGAGGAGGUUGUGGCAGGUGGAAACGGGGACCUCUGUGGAUAUCAUCAUCGCCCUCCACCGGCUCAGCACCGACUGCACCUCCUGGCCGGUUACCGCUUCACUGCGGACACGCAGCGUCCCUCUGUCCACCCAGACGCUGCAGGUAUCGCUGUCUUCGUGGUGCUUUUGUUUUUACUCGGGUGAACCGUUUCCUCGUGUAGCAGGGAAACAUCGAGGAAAGACGCUGGCGGGAUAAAGCGGUGUCGUCACCCAUCCAGCGGCUGGAUAAAGCCAGUCUGAAAUAAACGGACCGAAACCAAAAGGUCUCCGGACGCGAUGGCUAAUGCCUCCCCUGACCUGGACAAUGCAGAAGCCCAGCGCCAGCUCAACAACAACAACCGGCCAAACAGCUCCGGGUUCUGGGAGACGGAGUGUACUAGCUCCAAGCUGUUUGAGUGUUCUCGCAUCAAGGCCCUGGCAGAUGAGAGAGAUGCAGUGCAGAAGAAAACAUUCACUAAGUGGGUCAACUCUCACCUGGCCAGAGUGUCCUGUCGCAUAUCGGACCUCUACAACGACCUGAGGGACGGGUACAUGCUCACCAGACUGCUGGAGGUCCUCAGCGGAGAGCUGCUGCCACGGCCUACGAGAGGUCGCAUGCGGAUCCACUGCCUGGAAAAUGUGGACAAAGCCUUGCAGUUCCUUAAAGAGCAGAGGGUUCACCUGGAGAACGUUGGUUCCCACGACAUUGUGGACGGAAACCAUCGCCUUACGCUGGGUCUCAUCUGGACCAUCAUCCUACGCUUUCAGAUCCAGGUGAUCAAAAUAAACACAGAAGACAACAGAGAGACGCGCUCUGCUAAGGAUGCUCUGCUGCUCUGGUGCCAGAUGAAGACCGCUGGCUACCCUGAAGUCAACAUCCAGAACUUCACCACCUGCUGGAGGGAUGGCCUCGCCUUCAGUGCCCUCAUACACAGACACAGACCUGAUCUAAUAGAGUUCCACAAGCUGACCCGGUCCAAUGCAACCCACAACCUUCAGCAAGCCUUUACCGUUGCAGAGCAGCACCUGGGUCUCACCAAACUCUUAGACCCCGAGGAUGUGAACACAGAGAACCCAGAUGAGAAGUCCAUCAUCACGUAUGUGGUCUCCUACUACCACUACUUCUCCAAGAUGAAGGCUCUGAUUGUGGAGGGGAAGAGAGUUGGCAAGGUGCUGGACAACUGUGUGGAAGCAGAGAAGAUCAUCAACCGCUACGAGGCUCUGGCCUCGGACCUGCUGGACUGGAUAGAGAAGACCAUCGCCAUCAUCAGCAACCAGAAGUUUGCCAACUCGCUGACGGGAGUUCAGCAGCAGCUGCAGGCCUUCACCACCUACUGCACUAUAGAGAAGCCCAUCAAGUUUCAGGAGAAGGGGAACCUGGAAGUCCUCCUCUUCACCAUCCAAAGUAAACUCCGAGCCAAUAACCAGAAGCCUUACGCGCCUAACGACGGGAAGCUCCUCUCAGACAUCAACAAGGCUUGGGAGUGUCUGGAGAAGGCGGAGCAUGAGAGGGGCGUGGCUUUGCGCAAGGAGCUGAUUCGUCAGGAGAAGCUGGAGCUGCUGGCUCAGCGCUUUGACCACAAAAUGACCAUGAGACAAGCGUGGCUCAACGAGAACCAGAGACUGGUGUCGCAGGACAACUUUGGCUACGACCUGCCAGCAGUUGAAGCAGCGAUGAAGAAGCAUGAGGCCAUUGAGGCGGACAUCGCCUCGUACGAGGAGAGAAUCGGCGUGGUCGUGGAGCUCGCCACAGAGAUUGAGAAGGAAGGCUACUACGACGUCCGGCGAAUUUUAGCACGUAAAGAGAACAUCCUGGGUCAGUGGAGCCUGCUGAAGGAGCUGGUGGCUGGCAGGAGGACUCGCCUGGAGAGGAACCUGGCUCUGCAGAAGACCUUCCAGGACAUGGUGUACAUGAUCGACUGGAUGGAGGAAACACAGGUCCAGCUGCUGUCCAAGGACUUUGGGAAGCAUCUUCUGGAAGUGGAUGACCUUUUGCAGAAGCAGAGUUUGCAGGAAGCGGAUAUCACUGUUCAGUCAGAGAGAGUGGAGACGCUCAACACUGCUGCGCUGAAAUUUACCACAAUAGAAGGUUACCAACCGUGUGACCCACAGGUGAUCUGUAACCGAGUCAACCACGUCUCCUCCUGCCUGGAGGAGCUGAAGCAGCUGGCAGCUAAGAGGCGCGCUGAGCUGGAGGAGUCCAGACUACUCUGGGCCUUUUUUCAGGAGCUGGAGGAGUCGGAGGCCUGGAUCCGGGAGAAAAGCUCCAUCCUGGCUGCCCAGGGCUACGGCAGAGACCUGAGCAGCGUGCUGAGGUUGCUCCAGAAACACAAAACUCUGGCUGGAGAGCUGCUGGCUCACCGCUCGCUGCUGCAGAACACCAUCAAGAGAGGGAAGCAGAUCCUGAGUGAGAAGAGCUUCGGCACGGUGGGCAUCCAGGAGCACAUCAUGGAGGUGAAGAGCCAGUGGAAGAAGCUGGAGGAUCAGGCCGCGCAGCAUCUCAACCACCUGCAGGAGGCGCUCAACUUCUUCCAGUUCUCCGCUGAGACUGACGAUGUGGUGGCCUGGCUGCAGGAUGCUUACCGCCUGGUCUCCAGCGAAGACUUCGGUCACGAUGAGUACUCCACUCAGUCGCUGCUGAAGAAGCACAAAGGCGUCACCGACGCCAUCGACAAACACCGCUUACAUGUGGUGGCGCUGCACAAACACUUGGUGGCUCUGCCUCUGCAGUACCGCGAUCAGGAGGAGGUGCAGGUGAGGAUGGGAGAAGUGGAGCAGCUGUAUACGGAGGUCGCAGAGGUCGCGGUGCUCAGGCAGCAGUGGCUUCACGACGCGCUGGCCGUCUACCGGAUGUUCAGCGAGGUCAAUGCCUGCGAGCUCUGGAUUGAUGAGAAGGAGCAGUGGCUGGAUAAGAUGGAGAUCCCGGAAAACCUGGAGGAUGUGGAGGUGGUGGCGCACAGGUUUGAGAGUCUGGACCAGGAGAUGAACAGCCUGAUGGGGCGAAUCUUGGAUGUGAAUCAGAUCGUUCAGCAGCUCCUGGAUGGAGGACACCCAUCUUCCACCGAGGUCAGAGGUUGUCAGGAUCACCUCAACUCCAGGUGGAACAGCAUCGUGGAGCUGGUGGAGCAGAAGAAAGACCAGCUGGGCUCCAUGCAGCGCCUGCAGAAUUACCUCCUGGAGUGUCAAGAGAUCAAGUCCCAGAUCCAGGAGAAGAGAAAAGCCAUCGACGCCACCCAGUAUGUGGGCAGCGAUCUGGGGGGCGUCCUGGCUCUGCAGAGGCGCCUCUCCACCAUGGAGGGAGCGCUGUCGGUGCUGGAGCCCAAACUGCUGCACCUACAGGAGGAGGCGGAACGUCUGGCCACUGCUCACUCAGCUCGUACCAUGGACAUUCUGCUGCCCUUUGAUGACAUCAGCGUGGAGUGGGAGGAGCUUAAACGGACCCUGCAGGGAUGUGAGGACUCACUGAUGGUAGCCAGCAGGCUGCAGAGUUUCAUACAGGACCUGGACUCGUUCCUCACCUGGUUGGUCCAGACUCAGACGGCCGCCGCCUCGGACCAGCUGCCCAACAACCUGGAGGAGGCAGAGAAGCUCAUCAACAAACACGCCGCUCUGAAGGAGGAGAUCGGACGGUAUGAGGAGGACUACGAGCGUCUGCAGACCAUGAACGAGCUGCUGGAGUCCGAGGACGCUCCCCUUCCGCAGGCCGCCCUGCAGCAAUGGCUUCAGAAGCUCGACGUCGGCUGGAAUAAGCUGCUGGAGAUGUGGGAGAGCCGGAGAGAAGUUCUGGUCCAGGCCCACAUAUUCCACCUGUUCCUGCGAGAUGUCAAACAGGCCGAGUCGUUCCUCAACAACCAGGAGUCGGCCCUGGCUCACGUGGAGCUGCCCUCCACGGUGGAAACAGUCGAAGCUGCGAUAAAGAAACACAAAGAGUUCACCACCACCAUGGAGCUGAACCUGCACCGGAUCAAAGCCGUGAUCGAAGCAGGAGAAAGUCUGAUCAGUCAGAGCAACAUCUACUCAGAGCGCAUCAGGGACCGCAUCGACACACUUGCCAACAGGGGAAACCAGAACAGGGAGCAGGCUCAGCGCUGGCUGGAAAAACUCAACGACCAGUGGGAACUCCAGAGGUUCCUCCAAGACUGUCAUGAGCUGGGGGACUGGGUGUACGAGAAGAUGCUAAUGGCGAGGGACAGCAGUCGAGACGAGACCCAGAAGCUUCAUAAGAAAUGGCAGAAGCACCAGGCUUUUAUGGCGGAGUUGGCCCAAAACAAGGAAUGGCUGGAUAAAAUCGAAAAGGAGGGCCAGCAGCUCAUCAAGGAGAAGCCAGAACUCAGCCUGGUGGUCCAGAGGAAGCUGGAGGAGAUCAGGGAAUGCUGGCAGGACCUGGAGAGCACCACUCAGGCCAAAGCCCAGCAGCUUUUUGAGGCCAACAAGGCAGACCUGCUGGUUCAGAGUUAUGAAAGCCUGGACCAGAGACUGGGCCAGCUGGAGGGUCAGCUGGUCUACGUCGACCAGGGACAGGACCUCACCACCGUCAACAAGCAGCUGAAGAAGCUACACGCCAUGGAAAGCCAGAUGGAGGAGUGGUAUAAAGAGGUGGGGCAGCUCCAGGUGCAGGCAGCCUCCAUCCCACAGCAGACGCAGGUUAACCAGACGGUUUCAGGGCGACAGGUCGCCGUGGAAACCAGGAUGGCUCGUUUGAUCGAGCCGCUGAAAGAGAGACGACGGAUUCUCCUUGCAUCCAAAGAGGUUCAUCAGGUUGGGCGAGAUCUGGAGGAUGAGAUUUUGUGGGUCCAGGAGCGCCUCCCGCUGGCCCUGUCUCAGGAGCAUGGCUCCACUCUGCAGGCUGUCCAACAGCUCAUGAAGAAGAACCAGACGCUUCAGAGGGAGCUGGAGGGCCACAGGAGCAGGAUUGAAGAUGUCUUGGAGAGGGCAGCGAUCAUCGCCUCCAUACGCAGCCCUGAGGCAGACUGCAUCCGGGUCGGCCACGACCAGCUGGCCCAGCUGUGGGACCUGCUGUGGGCCGAGACGGAGAGACGGCAGCUGGUUCUGGAUGCCAUGUAUCAGGCUCAGCAGUACUACUUUGACACAGCCGAGGUGGAGUCCUGGCUCAGCGAGCAGGAGCUGCACAUGAUGAACGAGGAGAAGGGAAAGGACGAACCCAGCACGCUGCAGCUGCUGAAGAAGCAUCUGCUCCUGGAGCAGACCAUCGAGGACUACGCAGAGACCAUCGGUCUGUUGUCCCAGCAGUGUCGACAGCUGCUGGAGAUGGGACAUCCAGACAGCGAGCAGAUCAGCAAGCGUCAGUCGCAGGUGGACCGUCUGUACGUGUCUCUGAAGGACCUGGUGGAGGAGAGGAAGAGCCGUCUGGAGCAGCAGUACUGGCUCUACCAGCUCCACAGGGAGGUGGACGAGCUGGAACAGUGGAUCGCUCAGAGGGAGGUGGUCGCCAGCUCGCCUGAACUGGGUCAGGACUUCGAACAUGUCACGGUCCUGCAGGAGAAGUUUACAGAGUUUGCCUCUGAGACGGGAGGUGUGGGGCAGGAACGAGUGACGGCCGUCAACCAGAUGGUGGAUGAGCUCAUCGACUACGGCCACUCGGAGGCCGCCACCAUAGCCGAGUGGAAGGACUGUGUGAACGAGGCCUGGGCCGACCUCCUGGAGCUCAUGGAGACCCGAGCUCAGAUGCUGGCGGCAUCGCACCAGCUGCACAAGUUCUUCUCUGACUGUAAAGAGGUUUUGGCUCAGAUCGAGGACAAACAUCGGAGGCUACCAGAGGUUCGGGCUCGGCAGGGGGGCACCUCCAACACCAGCACCCUGCAGAGACUCCUUCAGAGCUUCGAGCAGGACAUCCAGCUGCUCGUCACGCAGGUGCGCCAGCUGCAGGAAAGCGCCGCCCAGCUGAGGACGGUGUACGCAGGUGAGAAAGUCGAAGCCAUCGCGUGUCGGGAGCACGAAGUGAUGCAGUUCUGGAAGGAUCUGCUGACGUCCUGCGAAGAGUGUCGACUGCAGAUCACCACGGAAACGGACAAGCUACGGUUCUUCAGCAUGGUCCGAGACCAGAUGGCGUGGAUGGACUCCAUCAUCUGUCAGAUCGACACAGGAGAGAAGCCCAGGGACGUGUCCUCGGUGGAGGUGCUGAUGAACUACCACCAGAGCCUGAAGAGCGAAGUGGAAGCUCGCAGCCGGAGCACUCUGGAAUGCAUCGAGAUGGGAAAAACGCUGCUGGCUGCGAGGAAUCCUGCAGCCGAGGAGAUCAAGGAGAAGCUCGAACGGGUCAUCGCCAAACAACACGAGCUCACGGAGAAGUGGGACAAGCACUGGGAGGCCCUACAGCAGCUGUUGGAGGUGCACCAGUUUGCCCAGGAGGCCAUGGUGGCGGAGGCCUGGCUGACCGCUCAGGAGCCGCUGAUCAGCAGCAACGAGCUCGGAGCGAGCGUGGACGAGGUGGAGCAGCUCAUCCGUCGACAUGAAGCCUUCCGUAAAGCCGCCGCCACCUGGGAGGAGCGAUUCAGCUCGCUCAGACGGCUCACCACGGUGGAAAAGAUGAAAGCCGAGCAAAGCCAGCUCCCACCCACACCUCUGCUGGGUCGGAAAGUCUUCCUGGACCCUCAAGAUGCAUCACCCAGUCCUGUGACCCUGCCCCGCCUCCCCGUCUCCCCCGUCAUGAGACAGACCAUCUAUGAGCAGAAUGAAGCCAGCUCCCCCCCCUCCCCAUCGCCUGCCACACCCACACCUUCCCCGUCUUCUGUGGCUCGACGGCUGGGGUCCACGGCCGCCAACUACACGUCGGUGAUGAACAGCUCCGGUUACCGCCACACCCUGGACGUCCGGCACGCCGGUGUUGUGGGCGUGGCUGCAGGGCUGGGUCAGCCAGCCCCCUCCUCAAUCGCCUCUGUUGCCACAGCAGCCAUGUUAGUCUCAGCCAAUCAGAUGAGAGAAAAUGCCGGCGCAGCCAGAGAACAGGUCACUAAGGUGAUGAGUCAUCUGCAUCCGGGGCAGGCAGGCAGGGAGCUGGAGGUGAAAUCCUCCCCGUAUCUACGGCAACCCAAAAUCAAACACCUGGAUGACGCCGUGACGCCGCUGAUCGUUGCCAGUCGACUGGAGAAAGUGCGGGAGAGGGGGAGGGAAAGGGACUCGAAGAUGGGUGAGGUAGGAACAGAGAGGGUGGAGGUGGCGGUGAUGGCCGAGGUGGUGCUCCAGGAGCCAACACGAGAGCGUCUGCACAGCGAGCCCACCAGAGGCCCGCGUGGAUCCAGGGCAGACAUCUUUGGCCAUGCGGAGCCACAAGUCCAGACGCACACAUAUCACCGAGAUCACAGGAUAGAGCGGCACGUGUCCAGCGAGCAGCUGAUCCAGGCUCGCCGGGACGAGUUACCUCAGGAGGUGUGGCGGGAGCAUGCAGAGAGGAGAGAGAAACGGACGCUGGAGCGGCAAACGUCCAGCGAACAGGAAGCCCACGGGGGCCAUGACGGCCGGAGGAGAGAGAGGGACCGGCACCGGCUAGAGAGACAGGGGUCCAGUGAGAACGACAUCGGGAAGGAGCAGUCGGACAGGCGCUCCGCAGGAGGAGAAAAAAGGUCCACCAUGGCCGAGAUAGUGGAGCAACUCCAGGAGAGAGAGGCAGCACAGGCUCGUGGUGAGGUGCCCCUCCUGCCCAACGGCUUACCAGAGAAGUCUUCCCGUCCCGACAGGCCUCGGGCCCGGGACAGACCCAAACCGCGACGCAGGCCGCGUCCCAAAGAGCCGGGAGAGACCACGCGGAGGUCCAGGUCCGCUCCGGCUCAGAGCAGCCCGGCGGUCCCCCAGCCACCAACACACACAGUGCACCACGAGGGCUUCCUUUUCCGCAAGCUGGACAUCGAGAGCAUGAAGAAGAGCACCAACAGCAGGUCAUGGGUCAACCUGUACUGCGUGCUGAACAAGGGGGAGCUUGGCUUCUACAAGGAUGCCAAGAGCACCACCUCGUCCUACAACAACGAGCCCCUGCUCAGCCUCUCCCACUGCCAGUGCGACGUCACCAACGGGUACAAGAAGAAGAAGAAUGUCUUCACUCUGAAAACAAAGGAUGGCAGUGAGUUUUUGUUUCAUGCAAAAGAUGAGGAGGACCUGAAGGCGUGGGUCAGCAGCAUCACCACCAGUAUUUCGGAGCACGAGGAGAUUGCCAAAUGGGGUCAGCCCCAACCAACUACCUCAUCCACCGACGAGGGGACACGGCGAGACGGCAGCAAGGUGGACAACAGGUCGGAGCGAGGGGGCGAGCACUCGGACCGGGAAGACCGAAUAGAGCGAGCGGACAAAGAAAAGGAGAGAGGAGAACGGUCGGAGAGGUCAGAGCGAGGCGGAAAGUCGGACACUAAACGCUCUGAGAAGUCCAGUAAGAAGAAGUGAUCCUCCUGAUGCUUUGGGAUUAAAAUGUCAGAAGUGUGGUUGGGAGGCGGGGCCACAGACAGCAGGUGGAGUCCCGCCCCCACCUCCUCCUUCACUCCACCACUGACCUCCAAACAGCUGUUGGGGUGGAAAGUGAAGGAUAGACCCCGGCUCGUUCCUCAGACGGACAUGAAGGAUUUGAUUUGGAGCAGGAGACCUUUUUUCUUCUCUGUCUCUGUUGUAGCACACAGAGCCAAUGACUCCCCCUGGUGGCUGUUUCAGAGAACUGCAGAGGGCGGGGCUAUGGGCAGCAUCACUAACUCAAAGGCUGUUACUGAUCGCUGGCAGCGUGGUAAAAGUAGCUCAUCCUGUUGCGUGUUUGUUUAUUUCCUCUGAGACGAGCCGUAUGCGUGCGGUUUUCCUGUCUGUCUGUUCCACCGUGUCUGUCUGUCAGUGAGGUGAGACAGGCUGCACUAUCUCACCUAACCCCCAACAGUUCAACAGAAAAAAAAGAUGCCAAAACACACAAAAGUUUCCUCUGAGUCAUCCGGCGUGUUGCUGUGAGGAAAAGCGUCGCUGAUGUGAACGCAUCGUGAAAAAAGCUGCGUCAUUCUGCCUUCUGGUUCUUGUAAGGUUGAUGGUUUAAAACUAACGAGAAGGAUGAAAAAGGAACGAACCCAAAUAAGUCCGAGCCUCCCAGAAAGAAUCUAAAUAAUCACAUUUAACGACUGGGUCUUCGUUUUCAUCAUCUAGUUUAUUCUGAUUUCCAGGGCCUCGUUGAUCAGGAGAUGUUUUUGUUGCCUUUAGCUGAUAAAGAAACACUCACACUGUUUAUACUUUUAUACCGAUAAAGUUACUUGAACUUCAUUGUAACCUGCUUCUCUUUGGUCAUAAGCACAAAAUCUGGCGUCUUUUUUUAAUGAAUGAGACCUUCUGGAGCGGAACGGCAGCUCCUGUCUCCCUGAGACAUCAGACUACCGAGUUUUGGUUCUGGUUGUUGAAUCUGAUUUAGAUGUGAAUAGAAAACACAAGAAUCUGGUGUGUGGCGUGUACUGCUGUACUCUGCUCCCGGGUCCGUAGCCCUCAGGUUCGGCUGGCGUCCGUGUUCUUCACACGGAGAUGUUCGUCCCCUCGAGAAGCCGCCUCAGUCUUCCAGACACGCCCAGUCACGCAAAAACUUUACCUGUUAAUCCAUCCUCCAAAGACUGAACAUCAGAAAGGAUCUCAUCUUAAAUGAUGAUAACUGACCCGCACUUGUACAGCGCCUCUCUGAGUAAGGACACCCGUUCACGCGCUGGUGGCGAUGAGCUACGAUGUAGCUACAGCUGCCCUGGGGCGCGCUGACUGGCGAGGCUGCCGAGCACAGACGCCACCGGUCCCUCCGACCUCCACCAGGCAUCUUAGGCGUGUUCUUGCUGUGUCGUAUCUCUAAUUCCAUGCUGUAGUUCUUUUUUAAAACACAGAGCAGUUUUGUUUACCUUGUUUUCCCGCUACGAUUCGUUUGAGGCAGCAAACUUCCUCAGGCUGGCGCUCGCGUCAGCCUGAGGAAGUUUGCUGCCUCAAACGAAUCGUAGCGGGAAAAAGGUAAACAAAACUGCUGUCUCCACCAGGCAUCUUUAGCAUAAAUAACAGAACGUCUCAAACUUCAUGAGCUGCUUGAAAACGAAGCGCUGACUCAUCGAGGCUCGCCGUUCUGCUUCUGCAUUUCAGCUGCUUUCACUCACAAAACGUGUCUCAUUAGCAGGUUAACGACUAGAGCAUCAAAACUCCAAUAUAUUGACCUUUUAUUUUCCAGCCAAAGGCAGUGUUCGGGUCUAUGGAGCGUGCUUCUGCGGAGCGAUUCUGAACAGCAUACAUCUCACCUGCUGCAGGAACCACUUCAGUCUGGACAAGAUCAGAUUAGCUCAGAUCAAACAGACGAGCUAGCAGCUAGUUACUAUGAGGUCAGUUACAUAACAUGUUCAUUUAGAUAAUAAUAUAGCACUAAGUUGCCCUUACUGUUUUAUUUGUGUUGCCAUACAUUUCAAAUUCAGCAGUUUUUCUUGCAGUUUUGCAGAGAUGAGAACUGUGGGAUCAACAAGUCGUCUCCAUGUCGUGAUUUUGUUCUGCUCAGCAACAGAACCAGGUCCAUUCACUGUGCCGACUGAAAUCACCUGAUUCAGUUGCUGAGCUGAACAAAAACACGACAUGGAGACGACUUGUUGAUGCCACAGUUCUCAUCUCUGCAGUUUUGUGAUGAAAUUACAGCCAGAGGAGCUACAGCAGCUAGUGGUGAGGGUCAUGAUCACGUAAUGUGCUAAAAUGUAUGAAACAGUAUUCGUAUAAACAGCUGUUACCUUUGGAUUAGCUGCUUAAAGCAACACAAGCAUGUUAGCUUGUCUGUCCCGUCAGAACUAAUCUCCAUUUCUCUUAACUGAGGUUGUUUAGCUCCAUCCAUUUAUUUGCCUAGAUGUUUUAGAUGAUGCUCUGAUUUAUAAAAACAAAUUCAGAAUAUUUUGUUUUGUAUGUUUCUGCUGCAUGUGAGUCGGAUUAAAGUAGAUUAAAACAUGGUUACCAGGCGGAUUAACCUGUUUCAGUUGGACUUUAAAGGCAUAUUUUUGCUAUAUUUAUACACUGAUAAAUGCACUCGUUGUUUUUAGGUUUCCAAAGCCUCAAAGUCCCUCUGAGAUGUUUGAAAUCAAAAGCAGAGUUGAUCAUUUUAGGCUUGUGACCAAAAAUCAGCUGUUUGUUUUGUCUCAUUACGUCUUCAAACCUUCAGACUUCUUAAGCCGAUCAAAACGUGUCUCGCUUGUUUUUGUUUUUCCAUUUUGUGCAUCAGCAUUAGGAGUGUAUGCCAAAUCAAUGCAAACAUUUACAUGCAUGUUGGACACAUGAACACGGAUGAGAAUGAGCAGAAGUCCCAUGCCACACGGUGGAAACAUGCUGCAGGCUAGCGCUAAUUUAAACCAUCUGACACCGUUUUUAUUUAUGAACCGACACAUUUAAACGUCACAACGGGCUGAAAAGUGUUUGGAUUUGGUUUUGGAUGAGCCCUGCCUGACUGUGUCUUUACUGUCUGUUCACAUGGGCCUGUCAGCCGCAGAUAUGAUGACAAAUAAAUGCUUUUUGAUUUAUCA
Messenger RNA from Nothobranchius furzeri (turquoise killifish), 11512 nucleotides. RefSeq names its product spectrin beta chain, non-erythrocytic 4. Gene Ontology annotation, cellular component: cell projection; cortical actin cytoskeleton; spectrin. The record is from RefSeq and is a predicted model, not a curated record. Gene Ontology annotation, molecular function: structural constituent of cytoskeleton; actin filament binding; phospholipid binding. Gene Ontology annotation, biological process: actin cytoskeleton organization. Lineage: Eukaryota; Metazoa; Chordata; Actinopteri; Cyprinodontiformes; Nothobranchiidae.